CCCUACCUGUGUAAGCCGAUCGGCCAGCGCCUAGCGGAUAAAAACGGCGGGCCGAGUCCCCUCUGAGGUCAGCGAGUUCGGCUCCCUCUCGCCUGCUGCUAGGUGCAACCCAGUGCAGCCAGCAUGUCCACCCGUUUCAGCAACCAGGUCUUCAGCUCGCGCUCCGCCGCCUUCCCAGGGCGCGGCGCCCAGGUGCGCUUGAGCUCAGUGCGCGCCAGUGGCUCCGGAGGCAGCAGCCUCUACGGCCUGAGCGCCUCGCGGCCGCGCGUGGCCAUACACUCCUCCUACGGGGGCCCGGUGGGCGCCGGCAUCCAACAGGUCACCAUCAAUCAGAGCUUGCUGGCCCCGCUGCAGGUGGACAUAGACCCCUCCAUCCAGCAGGUGCGCCAGGAGGAGCGCGAGCAGAUCAAGACCCUCAACAACAAGUUCGCCUCCUUCAUCGACAAGGUACGGUUUCUGGAGCAGCAGAAUAAGCUGCUGGAGACCAAGUGGGCACUGCUGCAGGAGCAGAAGUCGGCCAAAAGCAGCCGCCUCCCAGGAAUCUUUGAGGCCCACAUUGCUAGCCUGCGCAAGCAGCUUGAGGCCCUGCAGAUGGAUGGGGGCCGCCUGGAGGUGGAGCUGCGGAGCACACAGGACGUUGUGGAAGACUUCAAGAAUAAGUUUGAAGAGGAAAUUAACCGGCGCACGGCUGCUGAGAAUGAGUUUGUGGUGCUGAAAAAGGAUGUGGACACCGCCUACAUGAGCAAGGUGGAGUUGGAGGCCAAGGUGAAUGCCCUGAAUGACGAGAUCAACUUCUUCAGGGCCUUCUACGAGAAGGAGUUGUCAGAGCUGCAGGCCCAGGUCUCCGACACGUCCGUGGUGCUGUCCAUGGACAACAGCCGCUCCCUGGACCUGGACGGCAUCAUUGCUGAGGUCAAGGCCCAGUACGAGGAGAUCGCCAACCGCAGCCGGGCUGAGGCUGAGACCUGGUACCAGACCAAGUUUGAGACCCUCCAGGCCCAGGCUGGGAAGCACAGAGACGACCUUCGGAAUACCAGGAGUGAGAUUGCGGAGACAAACCGGGCUAUCCAGAGGCUGCAGGCUGAGAUUGACAACGUCAAGAAUCAGCAUGCCAAACUGGAGGCCGCCAUCACUGAGGCUGAAGAGCGUGGGGAGCUGGCCCUCAAGGAUGCACGUGCCAAGCAGGAGGAGCUGGAGGCCGCCCUGCAGCGAGCCAAGCAGGACAUGGUCCGGCAGCUCCGGGAGUACCAGGAGCUCAUGAACGUCAAGCUGGCCCUGGAUAUCGAGAUUGCCACCUACAGGAAGCUGCUGGAGGGCGAGGAGAGCCGGUUGGACGGAAAUGGAGUGGGAGCCCUGAACAUCUCUGUGGUGAAUACCACUGGUGGUGGUGGCAGCGGGCUGGCCUUUGGGGGAACCAUGGGCAGCAAUGCCCUGAGAUUCUUGAGCGACGGAGGGCCUGGGACUCUCAAGGCCUAUUCCAUCAGGACCACAUCUGCCACACGCAGGAGUGCCCUCAACUGAGACCUGGGGAUGGGGAAACCCAUACCUCCUCCCCCACAGUCACAGGAGAACUCCCUUCCUGGUCCCAUCCCUGGUCCCAAGAAGACUGCAAAGCAGUCUGAGAAACGAUGUCAGAAUAGCUUCCAAUAAAAUAGUCUGUUUCUGAAGCCUGGGUGAGCCCAUGCCUGGCACCUGGUACCCUGGCUUCACCUG
This is a messenger RNA of Rhinolophus ferrumequinum (greater horseshoe bat), 1713 nucleotides long. It is a transcript of the gene KRT7, whose product is annotated as keratin 7. The record is from RefSeq and is a predicted model, not a curated record. NCBI's taxonomy places the organism in Eukaryota, Metazoa, Chordata, Mammalia, Chiroptera, Rhinolophidae. Gene Ontology annotation, cellular component: keratin filament. The coding region runs from base 124 to 1521 and encodes 465 amino acids. Gene Ontology annotation, biological process: keratinization; intermediate filament organization. The transcript is spliced from 9 exons. Gene Ontology annotation, molecular function: structural constituent of skin epidermis.